Molecule: messenger RNA, 372 nt
Organism: Schizosaccharomyces osmophilus
Lineage: Eukaryota; Fungi; Ascomycota; Schizosaccharomycetes; Schizosaccharomycetales; Schizosaccharomycetaceae
Gene: rpb11
Product: RNA polymerase II complex subunit Rpb11
Exons: 3
Coding region: 1-372 (123 amino acids)
Biological process (GO): transcription by RNA polymerase II
Cellular component (GO): RNA polymerase II, core complex
Molecular function (GO): protein dimerization activity; DNA binding
Source: RefSeq, a predicted model, not a curated record
AUGAAUCAACCCGAACGUUAUGAGCUCAUUGAGCUCAUGGGAUUGCCCAAAGUCACUUAUAAUUUAGACAGUAAAUCCCCAAAUGCUGCCGUUAUAACGAUUGAGAAAGAAGAUCACUCCUUGGCAAACAUGUUGGCACAACAAUUAUUGACAGAUGAACGGGUGCUUUUUGCAGGAUACAAGGUUCCCCAUCCUUUAAAUCAUAAUUUUAUCUUGAGAGUACAAACCACCGAAGAAUGUACUCCGAAACAGGCAAUUGUUGACGCAGCCAAGGCGCUCAUCACCCACCUGGAAGAAAUUAAAGUGAACUUUAUGAGGGAAUGGGAACUUAAGAUGAUUUCUGUAGAAGGAGUGGAAAUGGAGUUUUCUUAA